UUUCAGGGGUUUCCGAAUGCUCUCAGCAUUCUGCUGCAGUUUUCAGUGUCCCUGCUGGCUGCUGAGGGACAGGAACUGAAGGGCCCUGGGCUGAAGCAGAGACAGUCAGGAGGCCGGCCGCCCACGGAUGGCAUUGUAAAGAAUCAGCUUUGGGAUUGCUCUCCUGUGUGGGACUGUCUGAGAUAACCUGCAGCCGGUCAGUGUUUCUGCUCACACUCCUGGUCUCCAGGCAGGAUGAUGGAGAGGUCGAACACUCGGUGGAAAACGAAAAGGUUGCUGAGAAUCUGCACCUUAUUCACAAUAACAUGUAUAUCAUCCCUUCAAGUUUCAAGUGUAAGAGGAGCUGAUCCUGUUGAUGUUUUGCGAGCAUUAGAAUUUCACAAUUUGCCAGAGGGAAUUAUUAAAACGCCUGGAUACUGCAAGAACAGACGGAACACACAGGGGACAGAUGUGGCAUAUAGAGUGACUAAACGAGCUCAGCUCAGUGCUCCAACCAAGCAAUUAUAUCCAGGUGGACAAUUCCCACGCGAUUUCUCCAUCUUAGUUACAUUAAAACCAAAGAGGAGCACGCAGGCCUUCCUACUCUCCAUUUACAAUGAACAAGGAGUGCAACAGAUAGGGAUGGAGGUUGGCAGAUCUCCGGUUUUCCUGUUUGAGGAUCAGAAUGGUCGACCGGCACCCGAGGAAUACCCCAUAUUCACCGCAGCAAACUUCGCAGACAAUAAGUGGCACCGUGUGGCCAUUAGUGUUCAGAAGAGGAAUGUGACAAUGAUUGUCGACUGUAAACAGAAAAUCUCCAAACCGCUUCCGCGGAGUAAGAAUGCUGUUGUGGAUACCAAUGGUAUUGUGGUGUUUGGUACAAGGAUCCUGGAUGAGGAAGUGUAUGAGGGUGAUAUCCAGCAGCUGUUAAUUGUCCCUGAUCCUCGCGCUGCCUAUGAUUACUGUGAAUAUUACAGUCCCGACUGUAACAGUCCUCUACCUAACAUCCUUCAGGCUCAGGAACCAGAGGUCAAUGAGUACCUUCCGCAAGAAAUACUGGAAUAUGACUAUGAUUAUAGUGAUGGAGACUUUAUAGAGUUUGACUAUCAACCCACUGAGGAAAAAUCAACACUGGAAGAGACAGACUUGCCAACUGAGGUUGCGAACAAUGUGUUACCUGAAGAGACUGGGGAGGAAUAUUACUUUGAAACCUAUGAAGAAACAACGACCAGCUCAACAGUCAGAGAGAAGGCUAAUGAGACAAAUAUUGAAGAAGACUAUAAAGAGGAAUAUCUGACUGGCGAGGAUUAUUAUCUUGAAAAGAAACAGACAGAAGAAGAGAAACAGGAUCUCGAUGAGUAUGACCUCACCGAGUAUGAUUUCAAAGAGUACGACCCCAGUGAAUAUGACCUGAAGGAAUAUGAUGGCAAAGAACAUGACCUCAAAGAGCAUGACCUCAAAGAGCAUGACCUCAAUGGGCAUGACCUCAAUGAGCAUGACCUCAAUGAGCAUGACCUCAAUAGACAUAACGCCAAAGCUUCUUCCAGCACUGGAACUGGUACUAAUGACCAUGACUUCAGAGCGUAUGAUGUUGAAGAAUAUGACCACAACCGUUAUGAAGAUGAAUAUUAUUAUGGAGUCCCAGAAUACGAGGAUAAAGAUCCAAUAAGCACAUCUACUAGGGAGGAGUUUGGUCCUGGGGUACCAGCUGAGACAAGUGUGAAUACUAAUUCUCUCGGCCUGUUGGGUGAGAAGGGACAGAAAGGCGAACCAGCAGUGGUGGAACCUGGAAUGUUGAUCGAAGGACCUCCUGGAUUAGAAGGGCCACCGGGUCUUCCAGGCUCCCCCGGUCUGACAGGACCUCCAGGUCCCCAUGGUGAUCCAGGUCAGAGGGGUCCUACUGGACGAGCUGGGCUUCCUGGAGCAGACGGACUGCCUGGUCCCCCAGGUACCAUGUUAAUGCUACCGUUCCAAUAUGGAUCAAGUGGUGAGAAGGGCCCAGUGAUAUCAGCUCAGGAAGCACAGGCUCAGGCCAUCUUACAACAAGCAAGGAUUGCGAUGCGAGGUCCUUCUGGUCCAAUGGGGCUGACUGGAAGAGCAGGUCCUGUGGGGCUUCCUGGUGGCACUGGACUUAAAGGUGAAGAAGGUGAAGAGGGCCCACAGGGUCCCCGAGGGAUUCAAGGAGCUCUUGGUGCGCCUGGGAAGCCAGGGAAGAGGGGUCGUUGUGGUGCUGAUGGGUCCAGGGGGAUGCCGGGGGAACCAGGGGCAAAGGGUGACCGAGGCUUCGAUGGAUUGCCUGGCCUUCCUGGCAUGAAAGGGAACCGGGGUGAGACAGGAGCACUGGGUCCACCUGGACCACCAGGCGAUGAUGGUGAAAGGGGUGAUGAUGGAGAGAUUGGGCCACGAGGGUUGCCUGGUGAAGCUGGAUCGAGAGGUCUCCUUGGACCACGUGGAUCUCCGGGGCCCCCAGGACAACCUGGUCCUACAGGUUUGGAUGGGCCCCAAGGUUCAAAAGGAAACAUGGGCCCUCAAGGAGAGCCAGGACCAGCUGGACAACAGGGCAUCCCCGGACCUCAAGGUCUACCCGGACCUCAAGGUACAAUCGGACCUCCUGGAGCUAAGGGGCCUCAGGGUAAAGCUGGGCUGCCGGGUCUGGCAGGAGCUGACGGGCCCCCAGGCCACCCAGGCAAAGAGGGACCAUCUGGGGAGAAAGGUGCACAGGGAUCUUCAGGCCCACAAGGUCCAAUUGGGUAUCCAGGACCUCGAGGAGUGAAGGGUGCCGAUGGAGUUCGUGGACUCAAAGGGGGAAAGGGGGAAAAGGGUGAAGAUGGUUUUCCAGGGUUUAAAGGUGACAUGGGUCUUAAAGGAGAAAGGGGUGAAACCGGCCUAGUGGGACCACGAGGUGAGGAUGGACCUGAGGGUCCUAAAGGUCGUGCUGGACCUCCAGGAGACGCUGGAUCACCGGGAUCUGCUGGAGAGAAGGGGAAACUCGGUGUUCCAGGCUUGCCCGGAUAUCCAGGGAGACAAGGUCCAAAGGGAUCGACUGGAUUCCCAGGAUUUCCUGGAUCAAAUGGAGAGAAAGGAGCGAGGGGUGUUCCUGGGAAAUCUGGCCCGAGGGGACAGAGAGGUCCAACAGGUCCACGUGGAGGUCGUGGUCCGAGAGGUCCCACAGGCAAACCAGGACCAAAGGGAACCUCUGGCAACGAUGGACCGCCUGGAACUUCUGGGGAAAGGGGACCUCAAGGACCCCAGGGCCCAACAGGAUUUGCUGGACCCAGAGGCCCUCCUGGUCCAGCGGGUAAAGAUGGAUUGCCAGGACAUCCUGGACAGAGAGGCGAAACUGGUUUCCAAGGCAAGACUGGCCCCCCAGGUCCAGGAGGGGUGGUUGGACCUCAGGGCCCGACUGGAGAGACAGGACCGUUAGGUGAGAGAGGACACCCAGGUCCACCUGGGCCGCCGGGGGAACAAGGACUCCCGGGAUCUGCAGGAAAGGAAGGUGCUAAGGGCGAUCCUGGUCCAUCGGGUGUUGGAGGAAAAGAUGGUCCACCCGGUCUACGAGGUUUCCCAGGGGAGAGAGGUCUCGCCGGAGCAAUGGGACCAGCUGGAUUGAAAGGAGGUGAAGGUCCCAUUGGACCAACUGGUCCAGUUGGAUCUCCUGGUGAGCGGGGAUCUGCUGGACCUGCUGGGCCUAUUGGUCUUCCUGGGCGUCCUGGACCUCAAGGCGGUCUUGGUCCUGCUGGAGAGAAAGGAGCUCCUGGGGAGAAAGGGCCUCAGGGUCCGGCUGGUCGUGAUGGAGUUCAGGGACCUGUUGGUCUGCCUGGUCCCGCUGGUCCACAGGGACCUCCAGGGGAAGAUGGUGACAAGGGUGAGAUUGGAGAACCAGGUCAAAAGGGCACUAAAGGAGGAAAAGGUGAACAAGGACCUCCUGGACCUCACGGUCUCCAAGGACCCAUUGGACAACCUGGACCAGCAGGAGGAGAUGGAGAGCCAGGUCCCAGAGGACAGCAGGGAAUGUUCGGACAGAAAGGUGAUGAAGGAUCGCGUGGAUUCCCUGGGCCUCCUGGACCAAUUGGUCUUCAGGGUCUCCCAGGGCCACCAGGUGAAAAGGGUGAGACUGGUGAUGUCGGUGCCAUGGGACCGCCUGGACCUCCCGGCCCAAGAGGACCACAGGGCCCCAGUGGAGCUGAUGGAGCUCAAGGGCCCUCUGGUGGUGUUGGUUCUCCUGGUGGUGUUGGUGAGAAGGGUGAGACGGGUGAAGCUGGUGACCCAGGACCUCCUGGUGAGCGGGGUCGAUUGGGUCCUAAAGGUGAUCUCGGAGACAAAGGUGAGGCGGGUCCCCCAGGAGCAGCGGGUCCUGCUGGACCCAAAGGACCACCAGGAGAUGAUGGGCCUAAAGGCAACCCUGGCCCUGUUGGUUUCCCAGGGGAUCCUGGACCUCCUGGAGAGCCAGGGACGCCAGGUACAGAUGGAACAUCUGGUGAGAAAGGUGAAGAUGGAGAGUCAGGGCAACCUGGACCCCCUGGACCAUCUGGUGAAGCAGGACCCCCGGGACCUCCUGGAAAACGGGGACCUCAUGGAGCUGCUGGUGCUGAAGGAAGACAAGGAGACAAAGGAGCUAAAGGUGAAGCAGGUGCAGAGGGACCUCCAGGUAAGACUGGCCCAGUGGGACCUCAGGGACCUCCAGGAAAAUCAGGCCCUGAGGGUUUACGAGGAAUUCCUGGCCCUGUUGGUGAACAAGGUCUCCCUGGACCACCUGGUCAAGAUGGACCACCAGGACCAAUUGGCCCUCCUGGUUUGCCCGGAUUGAAGGGGGUUCCAGGAAACAAGGGUGAGAAGGGCCAUCCAGGUCUAAUUGGGCUGAUCGGACCUCCAGGUGAACAGGGUGAGAAAGGAGACAGAGGACUGCCUGGGCCACAGGGAACCCCAGGAAUCAAAGGAGACAUUGGCAUUACUGGAGCUUCAGGACCCAUUGGUCCCCCCGGACCUCCUGGUUUACCUGGUCCACUGGGUCCAAAGGGUUCGAAGGGUUCGACGGGUCCUGCUGGUCAGAAAGGAGAUACCGGUUUAAUUGGACUUCCUGGACCUCCGGGCCCACCAGGUGAGGUAAUCCAGCCUCUGCCAAUCCGGUCACCAAAGAAGACACGAAGAUCUUCCGAUGGGAUGCAGGCAGACGAGAGGGACAACAUCCUGGAUUAUACCAAUGGCAUGGAGGAUAUCUUUGGCUCUCUUGACAACUUGAAAAUGGAAGUUGAUCGAAUGAAAAACCCAAUGGGUACACACACCAACCCAGCUCGGACCUGCAAGGACCUCCAGCUAUCUCACCCAGACUUCCCUGAUGGUGAAUAUUGGAUUGAUCCUAAUCAAGGAUGUCACGGAGAUUCUUUUAAGGUUUACUGCAACUUUACCAGUGGAGGGGAGACCUGCAUCUACCCAGACAUGAAAUCAGAAGGGACUCGAAUCUCUCCCUGGCCAAAGGAGUCCCCUGGGUCUUGGUUCAGUGAGUUCAAGCGAGGCAAACUGCUCGCCUAUGUGGAUUCUCAGGGUGAGCAAAUUAACUUGGUGCAGAUGACAUUCCUGAAGCUGCUUAGUGCCUCUGCACGACAGAACUUCACCUAUCACUGCCAGCACUCUGUGGCCUGGUAUGACUCAGCAUCCGACAGUUAUGACAAGGCACUGAGAUUCCUGGGAUCCAAUGACGAGGAGAUGUCACAUGAUAACAAUCCAUACAUCAAAGCCAUCUACGAUGGUUGCACGCUAAGAAAAGGUUUGGAAAAGACUGUUCUGGAGAUUAAUACCCCAAAAGUGGAUCAAGUUCCAAUCAUCGACUUGUUGGUGAGUGACUUUGGCAACAGCAACCAGAAGUUUGGAUUCGAGGUUGGCCCUGUGUGUUUCCUGGGCUAAAGACUGAGUGUGGAACUGCCAGACAAAUCGAUAUCUUCACUCUGCCACACCUACCACAAGACACAUGCAAGUUUUGAUCCUGGAUGGAAUAAAAAUUCUCUCUCACUGUGUAUGUACGUAUUAUUAUCUAGAAAUUACUAAAUGCCCUUGUGGGGCCAGAAUCACAUGACUUAAACCUAUUAUGGGAAACCUGGAAGAACUUCCGAUGGUGUUGAGUUUUCUCGGUGCAAGGGGAACAGCAUUGGUCCGACCUCAAGGUAGGAUGGAACCCAACAGAUACCAUCAGUACUGCAUCCCCGGCUACUCAUGGUGUUCCCACACAUUGCAAAGGUGCUAAGAAGAUGUAUUUUAAUGAACUGUAAUUAUUCUAUUGUAAAAUACCGUUUAUACCUGUUUCCACUUUCAGAACUUGCAGGUGUCUAUCUGGCUGCCAAUUUUUAAUGUGCCAUUUUCAAUCCUUUUUUUUGGAAAAUUGAAAACAAACUGUGUAAUAAUUAAAAAAAACUAAAUAAAAUGUUAGCCUCUUGUGAACGAGUUGCAUUCUUCCUGUGAUUGUGAACAAAUCAGGGGCUCUGUCUUUAAUAUGUGACCACGAGCUGAGCUUAGGUCAUUGGGAUAUUGGAAUAUCUUUGCAGCUCUGGGGAUGGGGCACAGCUGAUUGGAUAAACUCUUCCAAAGAGCAAACCACUGCAGGCAUGAUGGCUCAGCGAGCCUCUUCUGUGCUAUAUCACUCCAUUUAGGAUGUUGGUGGUGUCGUCUUUUACAGCGAGUUUCCAAUUUUUGAGGCUUAGUCUGCCUAAGGAUGCAAAAUUCUGUGUUAUGGUGCUAUAUUUCUAAGUUUGAAUUGUGUUCUGAAGAGUGUAGGAUGUGUCGAAGGCACUCCCAGAAUCUAACAAUCUCAGCUGACCAGCAACAACUGCCAACCUACCUUUGAUUGAGGUCAAGUUCACUGCUCCACACUAAAUGAGCGUGAGACCUCACUGCCCUGGCUUCUCUCUGUGUUUCCUCAAUCUCAGCCUCUCUGCCUUGCUUGUCCACCCUUUCAUUCUGCUUUUAAGCUGAGGAAUUGUUCUCAGACGAUUGUAAUGUGAGAUCCAUGUACUAAUUUAGAGACCUUUUGUUAAAGUCAAGAGCUGCCUUGGAAUAGCUUGUCUGGCAAUUCUUUCUCUUAAACAAGCUACAUUUCUUAACCCAUUGUAGGUUAAAGGCCAUACAUGGCCCAUAAUAUGUCUAGGUCAUGUGAUUCUAACUCAUUGCUAAGCAACAAGUAAGGAGAUUAUAUACCGGCAGAAUUUCCAUGAAUCCGAAAACCGGUUUGUUAAAAUUGUUUUUUUGCAAUUCCCUCUUGGAUCCUUAUCUGAGGGGAGUGAUCCUACUUUCACUUUGUAAUUCAUUUCAUAAUCUAUGUAAGACUUGAAAAGAUGAGUUUGGUUAACGAUUAACUUCCAGAGUUGAUCAAUAAUCAGACCCCGCCAAUAAUCUGUGACAUUUGAGAUUCAAAAUGGAGAUGCUGCAUUUCCUCUCACUCCCAGACCAAAGUUUGUAAAGACAAACCUGGGAAAUAAGACAGAAUUUCAUGAAUAAAAAUCAAGUCUUGUCUA
Messenger RNA from Carcharodon carcharias (great white shark), 7481 nucleotides. It is a transcript of the gene col11a1a, whose product is annotated as collagen, type XI, alpha 1a. The coding region runs from base 235 to 5880 and encodes 1881 amino acids. Lineage: Eukaryota; Metazoa; Chordata; Chondrichthyes; Lamniformes; Lamnidae. The record is from RefSeq and is a predicted model, not a curated record. Gene Ontology annotation, molecular function: extracellular matrix structural constituent. The transcript has 67 exons.